AUGCGCAUCCUUGGGCUGUCUUUUUCCCUCUUUCUCGCUCUACACGCCAAUGAAGAUGCCAAGAGACUCUACGACGACCUCAUGGUCAACUACAACCGCCAUAGAAGGUUCUUUGACCAAAAACGCGUUUUUUUCAGCUUUUAUGGAAAUUAAUGUUUCAUGCGAAAAUUACGAAGCUUCAACGGUCCCAAAUAAAGUCAAAAAUAUCUCUUUUGUAUAGCCUGUGUACCGCGACUUGGAAUUUAACCAAACGACAUUCCGCCGUGCCGCUGCGCGCCUUUGCGAACCUUGGUCGCGCUUUUAAUUUUUUUUUCUUUUUACAAGGCUCCCAAAGCAAUAAAAAUAAAUUGAAAGCGUGACCUAGAUUCGAAAGACGCUUCGCGAACGCACGCAGCGGAACAGCGGAAUGUCGUUCCGUGAAAUUUCAAGUCGUGGCACAAAGACUAUAGCUGUUUCUGCAAUAAAAGGGUGAACUGAUAGAUGGAAAAAAUUAAUCUUUGAAUAAAAAAUAAAUUAAGCUUGAACUAGAGUGAUUUACAGGCCAUCGACUGGAUCGCAACAACCUCUAACCAUAAAACUCAACCUUAGACUCAGCCAGAUCAUAGAUGUGGUGAAUGAAAGUCUAUCAAACUGAAACGGUGAAGUUUUAUUUAGCACGAGAUCGACCAAAUCAUGACCUGCUCGGUGUGGCUGAAGCAGGUGUGGACCGACAAGAAGCUGUCCUGGGAUCCGCGGAGUUACGGCGGCGUCAGCGUGCUCUACGUGCCCUACGAGAUGAUCUGGGUCCCUGACAUCGUCCUCUACAACAAGUGAGUCUUGUGGCUGGAAAACCACUUCAAGAACGUCUGCAGCGCCGACAGCAACUACAACAUCACUAUUUCCACGAAAGCCACUCUCCAUUUCUCCGGAGAAGUUAGUUGUUGAGAGAUUCUUGGCUGAGCAAGACUUUCAGGUCACCUGGGAGCCGCCCGCCAUUUUCAAAAGCUUGUGUCAAAUGGAUGUUAGGUGGUUCCCAUUUGACGAGCAACAGUGCCAUUUAAAAGUAGUUUUUUUCAAGCUUUCUUUGAGAUAAGAAUUUUCAUUUUAGUUUGGAUCGUGGACUUACUCGGAAGAUCUUUUGAAUGUAGAAUUGGGCGAGCACGACGUUCAUUAUGAAGAAGAGAUUGACCCGAAUGGAAUAACGGACAACGUCACAGUGGCUGAUGAUGGGAUCGGUGAACCUUUCCUUCAAUAAAAGAAUCCUUACGAAAAAUUUCAGACUUGUCGGACUACUAUCCGUCGGUAGAGUGGGACAUAAUGUCCCGCGUCGCUAAAAGAAGGGCCAAAAACUAUCCCAGCUGUUGCCCGCAAAACGCCUAUAUUGAUGUCACGGUGAGUGGGAAGUUUUUUUGAGCAUUUAAAAAAUAUUCCCGCUACGAAAUCAACUUAUUUUUAUCAGUUUUUUUUCUUCUUCAGAUGAAAAAAAUUUCAAGUAGUGUGUCGAGAGUUGGCUUCUGCGUAAGAAUAAGGCCUAACGGGGAAAACCUUUAGUGACCACUAUAGGGUUUUGACGUUUUUGUGGCCACUAUAGCAGUCAAAUUAGUGGCCACUUAAGGGGGCUAUAUAGAGGUCUAAGUGCUACUACUAGACCACAAAAAAUUUUAGUGGCCCCUUUAGGGGCAAUGGAUUAACAUAACUGGUCCUAUCUGUUUGUUUUAAAAUCAUUAGAGUUACUGGAAGCGACCCCUGAAUGAAAGGAAUACUGGAUGAAAAACUACUGAAGUGGCCACUAAAUAGAGGACCUCUAUAGUGGCUACUAAAAAUUCUCCCAGUAAAGCCCGGAUCGGGCAGGCUCGGCCUGGCGCACAAGCCUGGCUUCAGGCUGGGUUUAUCAAUGGAGCGCAUCAUGACAAUAUUUUCUGCAGCUCUUUUUUCGCUCUCACAUUUUUCGAAGCUCUUCGACGUUCUUUUCUUGAGUUUCAGUAUUACCUUCUUCUUCGAAGAAAGCCGCUUUUCUACACUGUUAACCUCGUUUUCCCUUGCGUUGGGAUUUCGUUCCUCACCAUCACUGUAUUUUACUUACCUUCCGACUCUGGAGAAAAGGUAAGUCGAAUCCAGAGUUGAAUAUCAAUAUCUAUCGAGCAGGUCUCGUUGUGCAUCAUGAUUUUGGUGGCCCUGACAAUCUUCUUCCUUCUAUUGGUUUGCUGGAUAUGUGUUUUUUCAACCCAUUUUUGUAGACGGAAAUCAUCCCAGCAACUUCUAUCACUCUGCCCCUUAUUGGAAAGUAUCUUCUCUUCACAAUGAUCAUGGUCACACUAUCUGUGGUGGUCACCGUCAUUUGUGAGUUCUUUUCGUGCCAAUUUCAUUUAGUGGAACAAUUAAGCGUUAAACUUACAUUUCCGGACUCCAUCAACUCAUCUGAUGUCGCCAUGGGUCAAGAAAGUGUUCUUGAAAUGGCUGCCAAAGGUUUCUUACAGCUUCUGAUCAAUCGAAAGUUGAAACUUUACAGGUUCUGUUCAUGCGACGGCCAGCGGAAGAAAAGGAAGAGUCGAAGGGGCCCAACAACCCCAAAGGUCCGUCGUUUGAGUGAAGCCGUAAGGAUGGCUUUGUAGAUGGAAAGAUAGCGCUGAACGUGCAUUCGCAUCGCGUCAGCAAGGACGUCGGGAGGUCCGCCGCCGCCGACGACUCCAUCCAGAAGCUCUACAACUCUCCGCACGUUGUCAAGGCUUUCGAGAAUGUCUGCUUCAUCGCAGAACUUCUGAAAAAGAAAGACCGCGAUGACGAGGUGAGUUCGGCAAAGGCUCCAAUGAGUUCAAUUAUUUUCAAUAGUCUUUCGAAACUGCUGGAAGAUGAGAUCAAAAAAGAUACUUCAAUUCUUCUGAAAAAGGCAAUUCGAAAGACCGCUAUAGCUGAUUCACGGCUGGCUUGAGCCAUCGAGAAAAGGGUCCUGUCACGAAAAGAGACGAGACAGUGCCCUGGUUAGUGGAGAGUGCAGACAGGCCACGCCUUUUUGCGUCCCAAGCUAGCCGUGAAUCGUCUAUAGUGAUUUUUUCUAAAGUAUUACACAGUGUUUCCAAACGGGAGGCAGCCGGGGUCAGUAGGCAUGGCUACUGCAAGGGCGGCACGGUUUAUUGCAAUAGGGGCGCGGGGAUGAGAAUAGAAUUGUGUGGAUUUAGUGGUUGGAAAAAAAGAGCAUUAAAUAAUUUUUCUAGAUUCGCGCAAUUUUUUUGAAUAUUUUUUUAAUGUUUAUUAAGUGAUAAAAAAAUCUAUUUAAAUGAAAAAAAGAGACAAAAAUAGCUUUUUGCAUAACAAAAAAAUGGCGUUGAGAAAAAAAUUCGUCAAAUCAAAUUUGAAAAAGGGAAAAAUUCAGAAAAAAAUCUUAAUUCACUUCUUUUUGAGAAACUCUAUUUGGACAUUUUGAAACAAAAACCACAAUAGCUUGUAUAUACGGAAUAAGUUAUGAUCAAAAAUUUCAUUUUAAUGAGAAUUUCUGUGACAAAAAGUCGAAAAUUAUGGAAGCUUUCAAAUCGGAACUUUUUUUCACGUUUACUUCUGUCAAUUUUUUAAGUAAAAAUCAAUUUUCCCUCUUUUCUUGAAUCGAUAAUGACAACACAGAUCGAUGAGGACUGGAAGUACGUGGCGAUGGUGCUCGACCGCUUGUUCCUCCUCAUUUUCUCGAUCGCUUGCUUUGUGGGAACAGUCAUCAUCCUGCUACAAGUGUGUCUUUUUUUAACUGCACCGAGAACUUUUUUUUUUUGCAGGCGCCCACGCUGUAUGACAACAAAAGUCCGAUCGACUUGCAGUACAGGCCCGCGAAUCUUUCAGCUUCUCCGCACUUGCUUCAUUGA
Molecule: messenger RNA, 3827 nt
Organism: Caenorhabditis auriculariae
Lineage: Eukaryota; Metazoa; Nematoda; Chromadorea; Rhabditida; Rhabditidae
Source: the annotation of a GenBank genome assembly